Molecule: messenger RNA, 1395 nt
Organism: Vitis riparia (riverbank grape)
Lineage: Eukaryota; Viridiplantae; Streptophyta; Magnoliopsida; Vitales; Vitaceae
Product: protein trichome birefringence-like 8
Exons: 4
Coding region: 49-1308 (419 amino acids)
Cellular component (GO): Golgi apparatus
Molecular function (GO): O-acetyltransferase activity
Source: RefSeq, a predicted model, not a curated record
CUGGAAAUCCAGGGAGAAUAGCUAAAACCCUUCCCCCUUCCUCUUCUUAUGGAUCGUCGGCCUUUUUAUCAACCCAUAUCCCACAAGUUUCACGUUAUCGUUUCCCCAAUCAUCAUCAACAAAGAACUGACUUUUAUUAUUUCCUUCAUUGUUAUGCUGACUUCAUCUAUUAUUUUCUUUUAUAACGUAAGCCCUUCCACGCCAUUCUCUACUUAUUUCUUGGCUAAAAUCGUUCCCAGCUAUCGAAAAUCAGCCCCUGGAGUUUGUGAUUAUUCUAAUGGGAGAUGGGUUCGAGACGAUAGUUACUGGGUCGGGUCCUACAAUGAGAAUUGCCCGUUUAUCGAUGCUGGUUUCAGGUGUCGAGAAAAUGGACGACGUGAUCUAAGUUAUCUCAAAUGGCGGUGGCAACCCCAUGGCUGUGAUCUUCCAAGGUUCAAUGCAACCGACCUUAUGGAGAGGAGUCGGAAUGGGAGAAUAGUAUUUGUGGGAGAUUCAAUCGGGAGAAACCAAUGGGAGUCUCUGUUAUGCAUGCUCACAACAGCAAUUUCUAAUCAGUCUGCAAUUUAUGAAGUGAAUGGGAACCCAAUAACCAAACACAGGGGCUACCUCUCUUUCAGAUUUCAAGACUACAACCUCACAAUCGAAUAUUACAGAGCGCCCUUCCUAGUUUACAAUGGUCCCCCACCGGAGAAUUCCUCAGACAAAGUCCGAAGUGCUAUCAAGCUUGACCAACUGCAUGGGCGCUCCAAACAGUGGACUGGAGCCAAUGUUCUAGUUUUCAACGCUGGACACUGGUGGAGUGAAGACAAAACUACAAAGAUGGGCUUCUAUUUUCAGGAAGGAGAGGUUUUGAACAUGACGAUGGAUGCUAUGGAGGCAUUUCGGAAGUCUCUGUGGACGUGGAAGUCAUGGGCAACACAGAAAUUAGAUCCUGAAAGGAGUAAUAUCUUUUUCCGAAGCUACUCUCCAGUUCAUUACAGGGAUGGUAAGUGGAAUGGAGGAGGUCAUUGCGAUCUUAUUACUGAACCAGAAACAAACGACACCAAAUUGGAAGCUGAGCCAUUGAAUAAUGUAUUCAUUUCUGAGGUAGUCAAACAGAUGGAAUACGAGAAUAGAAAUGUCCAGCUCCUAAACAUCACAUAUCUGACAGGGUUUAGGAAAGAUGGCCACCCUGCAAACAAUCGGGAGCCUGGCAUUGGCGAUUCUGCCUUUCAAGACUGCAGCCAUUGGUGCUUACCAGGAGUGCCAGAUACAUGGAAUGAACUUCUCUAUGCUCGCCUGUUGUCCAUGGGAUUCAGGACCAAGUGAAAAAAAAGGAAAGAAAAAAGAGAGAUAUGAAAAAAAUAAAUAAAAUAAAAAAAAUAAAGAAAGAAAAGAAAACAACUAGACUACCUU